UAUGUUAUUGAUGUUUCAUGUGCAUUCUCUACUUGUUUCUUUUUUAUUAUGACAAAGCUGUUAUCUUCAUACUGGAUCCAUACUUUUGGCGGUAUAUGUGGUUUCAUUAUAGUGCUAUAGUUUUAUUAUAUCAUACUGAUUUUAAUAAGUUUCCCAUUUGUCAUAAGCUAGUUAUAAUCUGUACAAUAUAAUAAUCUAUCAGUAUUGAUUCUGCACUUGUCCUUUUUAGGCGUGUCUUUUUUCUUUUGUUUCAUGUAAUACAUUUUUAACUAAAUGCUUCCUUUCUCCUAUGUCUCCUUUCUCCUUUCCAAAUCAUUCUCAGGUUAUAGAAGAAUUGAAAAGGACUAACUGCAGCUACAUACUAAAUAAAUAUGACACCUACUCAACAAAGGAGUAUCUAAUUAAAGAAGGAAAUCUGAGCCGCGGAGCUGUAGAUAUGAUUGGAGACUUACUGAAUGAAGAUUCUAGCUAUUACCUGUCUUUUAUUGAGAGCCUGACAAGUGAUGAUCUCUUCUCUUACGAAAAAAGAUUUGAUGAAAUUGUUGGUGGAUUUGAUCAAUUGCCUAUAUCCAUGUAUCAAGCCAUUGCGGAAAUGGUGCAUUUAAAUGCUCAAGUAAUCAAGAUACAACAUAAUGCUGAGAAAGUCAGAGUGGCAUAUCAAACUCCAGCAAAGACCUUGUCAUAUGUGACAGCCGAUUAUGUCAUUGUAUGCUCCUCAUCAAGGGCCGCCCGUCGCAUCUAUUUUGAACCUCCCCUUCCACCAAAGAAAGCACACGCUUUGCGGUCUAUCCACUACAAAAGUGGCACCAAGAUCUUCCUCACUUGCACUAAGAAGUUUUGGGAGGCUGAUGGCAUUCAUGGUGGGAAGUCCACAACAGAUCUUCCAUCUCGAUUCAUCUACUACCCUAACCAUAACUUUACUAGUGGCGUUGGAGUUAUUGUGGCCUAUGCCAUUUCUGAUGAUGCCGAUUUCUUUCAAGCUCUUGAUAUCAAGACCAGUGCUGAUAUUGUUAUUAAUGACCUUUCACUCAUCCAUCAGCUGCCCAAGAAAGAGAUCCAGGCCCUCUGCUACCCCUCAAUGAUUAAAAAAUGGAGCCUGGAUAAAUAUGCUAUGGGUUCUAUAACCUCUUUCGCUCCUUACCAGUUUCAAAAUUUUAUUGAAACAGUCGCUGCACCUGUAGGCAGAAUCUACUUUGCAGGGGAGUACACUGCCAGAGUUCAUGGUUGGUUGGACAGCACAAUUAAGUCAGGGCUGACAGCAGCAAGAGAUGUGAAUCGUGCUUCUCAGAAGCCAUCAAGAAUCCAGCUGAUCAGUGACAAUCAACUUUAAGAAGGAGGUCAACACAAGGAGAAUCCUAAACAGCCACCUUCCCCAUUCUGGCAACUUCCAGGUGUUUCAGACUAAAAUUUCCAAAAUACCAACUGGGAAUUCUAGAAGCUGUAGUCCCAGGAGUUUGGAGCUAGAAGGAAUUGGGGGAAGUAAGCUGAUUUGGCCUAACUAAAUUAUCAAAUUAUAUCAGCCAAAACAUGUCAAACUAAGAGCAUUUUAGGGGAAACAAAAAUAAACCACAGAAUGAAAAGGAUUACUAGCAUGUCACCCCAAUUUGGAAAGGAAAUCCUCUCAGGAAAAUCUAUAUAUACCACAAAAACUCUCAUUUCUGUAACCUUUAAGUGGGCGAAACAGUGCAUUAUAGGGCAAGAAUUUUUGAACCAAAAAUACCUCUAGUGGGCUAACUUACAAAAUGCAUCCAAAAUCCAGAACCCAUGAUUCUCCUGGAAGUAAAAUUUGGCAAAUUUUAUGAAACAUUUUAUGAAAUGAUACAGUUUCCUGCUUGAGUGGGAGGUUAUAUUAGAAGACCUCUAAAGUCCCUUCCAACUCUGUUAUCCUGCAAUAAAAAGUAUCAUAAAAACAGCUUCUGUUAUAAUACAAGAUGCCAUAAAACAUUUACUGUGCUGAUGUUUUACUGUGCUAUACAGUUCACCAUGCACUAUUUUCAAGGCAGAUACAAAAGUUGAGAAAGUGUCCCAACUUUUCAGUGAAGGUAGUACAUUAGCUCUGCCAUUGUUCAAGUGAUUGAAGAAUCUAGUAAAGAACUAUUUCUAAAGGGAUGACCAACAAGUCAUGGAUUGUCUAGUGCUGCAAUAAAAACAGGAUCCUCCUGUUGCCCUUUCCAAAAAGGAAAGGAAAAGAAACAGGCAAUUGUUGUUAAGGUGGCUUUGUGAGUUUAUGCUACUACUUCAUUUUAAAAUAUCUCAUAUGUAUGACCAUAUUUCUUUGAUACGUAAAGCAUCUACUGGUCCUAAGCUUUGAUUCUAUAUUUCCUGCAAUUGUCAAAAAUUGCCAGUGCUACAGUGUCACUGAUGGGGAAGAAAGCACAUUAUGGCAUCAAGCAGGCCUGUAGACAACCGUAAUUUGUAACUUCUCCAGUUUGCAGCCUUCCUGUGACUAGAGUUUUAGAAAACCAGGAAUACAGAAAAUGGUAAUAAAAACAUACAUUAUAAUUU
Molecule: messenger RNA, 2505 nt
Organism: Notechis scutatus (mainland tiger snake)
Lineage: Eukaryota; Metazoa; Chordata; Lepidosauria; Squamata; Elapidae
Source: RefSeq, a predicted model, not a curated record